Molecule: messenger RNA, 1819 nt
Organism: Cataglyphis hispanica
Lineage: Eukaryota; Metazoa; Arthropoda; Insecta; Hymenoptera; Formicidae
Exons: 2
Coding region: 5-541 (178 amino acids)
Source: RefSeq, a predicted model, not a curated record
UGUGAUGGACUCAAAAAAAGACCGACUCUCGCGGAGAUCCAAAGACUGGCCGUUCGCUCGAUUUUCAGUUAUACUCGGCGAACGUAGCGCGAUAGAUCGUUCGUUGCGUCCCGGAUGUCUCGUAUGCAAAUACCGCGUCGACGUCUUUUAUAUCAGGGUGAACGCCGAUCGCUGUCGAAUUAUCACACGAGAACAGCCAAUUUCCGUCGUCACCAAAGUGAUUGUCGCGCGCACUAGGAUGCGCAACAUGAGAGCCCGGAUAGUUUUGCUAGGAGUUCUACUCAUCUGCACGAGCAUUCGAUAUGCAGAGAGUAGAUCGAAAAAGACGACGCAACUGUCGUUACAGAGCAAAGAGACCAACGUGGUGAACUUUAUGCGAUUGCUGGUGAUGAGAUUGGUCUUCGGAGUAGCUUCGGCGAUGGGAUUGGGUGAAAAUCUCUCGGGUGUACUCGGCGGAAUUUUCGUACCACCAGGAGCCGAUGACUACAAUGAUUAUAAUGAUUAUGGCGAUGAUGUCGGUUUCGUACCUGAUUUCUUUUAGAGUAGAUAUCUUCUAGUUUAAUCACACGCGCGUGCGUCUUUGACAACGUUAAUAGGGACGAUGCGUUUUGAAAAAUUUGUCCAUAUAUAACAAAGGCGACCUUUCAAAUCAUUAUCUCGCCAAAAUAGAUCGCUUCGAACAAUGAGUAAUAAUUUCUUUGCUAGCUUUGCGUCUUGGGAAGAUUGACUGACGAUGAGUCAAGCAGAACGAAAUAAAUAAGCAGAUACAUGAAAAUUGAUAGAGAAAAUAUGUAAGUAUAUUAUGUACAUUCUUCUGAAAAGAAUUCUAUAUUUUCUGAUUAUUUUCCUGCCAUCGGCAAGUUUUAUAAUGUGUUCUAAAUAAUCAAUAAAUUCUAGAUACAAAUAAGAAUUUCAGAAAAUGAUACAAAUUUAUGUAAUGCUCAACAAACUUUGUAAAUGAAGAAGCAUGGACUGCGAGAAAAUAUCAUUUAUCAAUCUUGUGACAAAAAAAUUAAAAAGGUUUUCUUUGUCUUUUUUUUUCAUAUUUCACAUUAUUUACUACACUAAAGUCAAAUAUCGGAAAAUUCAUAAAAUAUAAAUAGUUACUCGUGUGGCGCAAUAACUGGAUUAUGAUUCAGAGCCGUGAGUCCGUCGAUCUCGCGCGCGAGAGGCUUUUUAAGUCUUCCGUACCGUUAUCCGUAAUUUCGGUAAAGUUAAUGGAUCGCAUCGGUUGGUGCAGGUGAAGAUAUGGAUAGCACAAAUCACAAUUUCCGCUUUCCGUUUUAUCCCGUAUCGUACCUAUCAAUUUAGUUGAUUUUGAUCCAGUAAAAUUAACAUCUGCUAAUCGUGAUAAAAAUCUAUAUAAAAAUAAACUUGAUGUUCAUCUUUUGAAAAUGUUGUAAAAACUAGUUUCAAUUAUCUUGAUAAGGCAUUUUUAUUAGUUUAUUUCGCACCUUAUUGAAAUGGAUUAUGGAAUGUAGAAGUGUGAACUACUUUCAAAAUAAUAUAAUUAAUAAACAUAUGUGUGUAAUAUAAAAUAAAAUUUACACAAAAAAUUUACUACGAAAAAGUUUGCAUUUAUAAAAAAUAUUUUUUAUUUCAGUAAGUGUACGUGAAAUGGAAAACGCGGCGUUUAUUAUUAUUAACAAAAUUAAAAAAAAAAAAUUUAUUUAUUUAUUUUAUCUUUAAAUAAUAAUAUUUUUAAUUUCAUAUUGCAUGUCGGAGAAGAGAAAGUCCAUAUAUAACAAUCAUAUAUAAAUAUACAAUCAUAUAGAAUUAUAUACGAUUAUAUAUAAAUCUUUUUCUCGGGAUAUAUAUA